Molecule: messenger RNA, 2021 nt
Organism: Aphanomyces astaci
Lineage: Eukaryota; Oomycota; Saprolegniomycetes; Saprolegniales; Verrucalvaceae
Exons: 11
Coding region: 15-1976 (653 amino acids)
Biological process (GO): endonucleolytic cleavage to generate mature 5'-end of SSU-rRNA from (SSU-rRNA, 5.8S rRNA, LSU-rRNA); endonucleolytic cleavage in ITS1 to separate SSU-rRNA from 5.8S rRNA and LSU-rRNA from tricistronic rRNA transcript (SSU-rRNA, 5.8S rRNA, LSU-rRNA); ribosomal small subunit export from nucleus
Cellular component (GO): 90S preribosome; nucleolus; preribosome, small subunit precursor
Molecular function (GO): RNA binding
Source: RefSeq, a predicted model, not a curated record
CAGACACCAGCAUCAUGAGCAGCAGCGACCACGACGAACCACCGCAAGCAUCGCGUCCAUCGGAUGGCCGACCCGAGCGCGUGCGUCCCCGGCGCUUGGAGCCGGACACGCUCGCGUAUCUCCAGGAAGUGAACGCGUCGUUCCUUGAAAACCUCAAGGACGGCGACGUCGAAACCAGUCGCAUGCUGCUGUGGAACGUGCUCGAGGAAAUCGCGCCGCGCGUAGCGAGUGCCGCGUCCGACCGCCACGCGUGCGAGUUCAUCGAAGUGCUGGUGGACCACAUGUCGGCGCAGCAGCUGCGCUUCUUCCUACACAAGAUGGAGGGGUACUUCAGCCACUUGUGGACCAACCGGUACUCGUCCCACGUGCUACAGCGCCUGCUGUCCAAGGUCGGCACCAUCGUCGGCAACGAAGUCAAGGGCGAGGCAGACGACGACGACGAUCCCGACCGCGCGGCGGACGUGCCGCCCAUGUCGUCGCUGAUCGUGGCCAUGUGCUCGGAGGUGCAGGCCGAGUGGCUGACCCUGAUCAACGACGUCAGUGCCAGCCAUGUCAUGCGCGCCGUCUUCUGCGCUCUGGCGGGCCGGGCGCCAGUGCUCGAGAAGCGCGGCAAGAAGGGCAAACACAAGGCCCUGCAGUUCCAAUCAGCCCAAACCACCGCCGAGAGUACUAGCGUGCCCCGAGAGUUCGAGGAUACAUUGUCUGAGAUGCUGGAGCUGGUGCUGGGCAGCUCGGACGGGAGGCUCGUGGAGCUCAUGUCGGACGCCCACGCCGGCCCGGUGCUGUCGAUGGCCGUGCGCGUGGCGCCGUCCGCCGUGCAGUCCAAAGUCAUCUUCAAACUGCUCAAGUGGAACGACCCAGAGCGCAGCAGCCAGCGCUUCUACGACUUUGCAGCCGAUUCGGUCGCGAGCCACUUUCUCGAGGCUGUGUGCCACUCGUGCGACGAAGACGUGUGGGCAGCUAUUUUUGAGCGGUGUCUUCAGGGCCGGUUGCUCGAGUUUUCCGAGCAUCCGAUCUCGAAUUUCGUCGUCCAGAACUUUAUCCAGCGCACGCCGACCUCGGAUUUGGCAGAGACCGUGCUGGACGAAUUGCAAGGCGCGCUGUGGAGCCUGUUGUCCUCGCAUCGCGCGGGGGUGAUCUGGCGCCUCGCUGAACUGUGCGAACGCUUCAAAUUGCGGGAAAAGAGCUUUUUCCUGGCGCUGGUAGCCGCGAUUGAAAAGUUGGAGGCCGCGAAACCCGAAGUGGCGCGGCGGGACGUCGUGUCGGCGCUCAUCGGGCUCCAGCUGUCCAAUAACCAGAACUCGCGGUUGACGUUGAAUGUGCCCGGGGCGCGCAUCGUCGAAACACUGCUUAAGUUCCCCGGCGAUGUGUCGGUGCCGUUGGUGCAAAGUAUCCUCAAGCUCAACUCACUGCAGUUGGUCGCAUUGGCCAAGGAUUCCACAGGAAGCCGAUGUCUUGUAGAACCGAUUUGGGCCAGCGACAACCAAGACGCUAAGCUGGCCUUGUUUGAAAAGCUCCAGGGCCAGUUUGGAUCACUCGUGCUGGACCGCAACGGGUCUUUUACUGUGCUCAAGUGCUUUGACGUGGUGUCUGUCGCUGAAAAGGUUAUAUAUAUAAAUAUAUAUAUAUUUCUGAUAUCCGUUAGACUGCGAUUGCCGAGGAAUUAUCCGCCGUGGAUGGAAAGUUGGCGGGUAGUCACUUUGCGUCGAUGGUGCUCACGCAUUGCAACGUGCACGAGUUCAAGUCGAACCGCGAAAAGUGGCUGUCGUCGCAUGAGCGAAAAAAGAAGGUCAAAGAAUUGUUUUCCGACUUUAUGGACGACCAAGCGCCAAAGAAGAAGCGCAAGCACGACAAAAAAGAUGGAAAAAAGUCAAAAAAAAAAGCAAAAGCCGACGAAUAAACUGUGGGCAAUGUACUCUUCAGUAUCUAGUAAUAGUUCUGAUUCUCGAGUUUCAGCUAAACCAUUGCUACAGUAGUACAUAAAUAACGAUACCAGACAUCCCUUUGGGGUUUUUAGACGA